Molecule: messenger RNA, 648 nt
Organism: Macrobrachium nipponense
Lineage: Eukaryota; Metazoa; Arthropoda; Malacostraca; Decapoda; Palaemonidae
Exons: 1
Coding region: 1-648 (215 amino acids)
Source: RefSeq, a predicted model, not a curated record
AUGCCUAGUGAUGCACCUUGGUAUAAUGAGGCAAGUGAAGCACUGAUCAAAUCUGUCAAAAGGUGUCUUUGUAUUAGUGUGAGAGAUUCUGUGUUGAAUUUUGGAGAGUUACAAACUGCUUUGUUUGGUAUUGCUAAUCUGAUGAAUGAAAGACCAAUUGGAACAAAACCUGGAUUUAGUUUACAGUUGGGGGGUUACCUCUGUCCCAAUGAUCUGUUGCUUGAUCGGUCCACUUGCUUUUGUCCAAGUGGGAUGUACGAUAUUAGUGGGGAUCACAAAAGGAGAUUAAAGUUUAUACAAAGUAUAACAGAAUCCUUCUGGAAAAAGUGGCAACGAGACUAUUUUCCAUCAUUGUUAAUCAGGCAGAAAUGGCAUACAACAAGGAGGAAUGUAAGAGUUGGAGAUGUGGUACUUGUGCAAGAUAGUAAUGUUGUGAGAGGGGCACGGAAACUAGCACAGGUAAUUAGAGCUAAUCCAGGACAAGAUGGCAUUGUCCGAGAUGUUGAUUUAAGGUAUAAGCAUGGGAAGGGAUAUGAUGGUGAAGUGGAUAAGAUUAUGUGUAGAUCAGUACACAGGUUGGUGGUGUUAUUACCAAUAGAAGAACAAUGUAAUCAUACAUGUUUACCCUAUUGGAUAGGGUAUCGGUAA